Cavia porcellus (domestic guinea pig) is the source of this 396-nucleotide messenger RNA. RefSeq names its product small cysteine and glycine repeat-containing protein 5-like. The transcript has a single exon. NCBI's taxonomy places the organism in Eukaryota, Metazoa, Chordata, Mammalia, Rodentia, Caviidae. Bases 41 to 370 code for a protein of 109 amino acids. The record is from RefSeq and is a predicted model, not a curated record.
CCUCUCUCCUCCCCUCACCUGUGUUCUCUUUACUAACACUAUGGGUUGCUGUGGCUGUGGAGGUUGUGGCGGCUGCGGUGGCUGUGGCAGCUGCGGUGGCUGUGGCAGCUGCGGUGGCUGUGGCGGCUGCGGUGGCUGCAACAGCUGCACCACCUGCAGAUGCUACCGGGUGGGCUGCUGCUCUGGCUGCUGCCCCUGCUGCGCUGGCUGCUGUGGGGGCUGCUGCAGCACCCCCGUGGUCGUCUGCUGCCGCCGCACCUGCUGCAACUCCUGUGGCUGCGGCUCCUGUGGCUGUGGCUCCUGUGGCUGUGGCUGCGGGAAGGGCUGCUGCCAGCAGAAGUGCUGCUGCCAGAAGCAGUGCUGUUGCUAGGGGGGCGCCUGACCUGUGGUGCCAUU